Boeremia exigua is the source of this 1268-nucleotide messenger RNA. RefSeq lists its product as uncharacterized. The transcript is spliced from 2 exons. Bases 142 to 942 code for a protein of 266 amino acids. Lineage: Eukaryota; Fungi; Ascomycota; Dothideomycetes; Pleosporales; Didymellaceae. The record is from RefSeq and is a predicted model, not a curated record.
UCGCGCCGAACUGCACUUCUGACGUCCGCGCCAAUCCGGUCAUCCAGUACUCUUACGCCUUGCAUCUCUAUUUAAUUGCUGAGCUUAUCUGCUCCUGCCUCAUCCAACUCUCACACUCACACCACUCGACCUUCACUCAACAUGUCUGGCCCACGUCUUCUCCGCACACAAGGCCCACGCCUUCUCGACACCCAAGGUCCCCGUCUCCUUAGGACGGAAGGCCCGCGUCUGCUCCGCACUGCCGAGGGUCCUCGUCUGCUCAAGACUCAGACUCGCAGUGUCCACACUGACGGUCCCCGCCUUCUCCGCACUCAGGGACCGCGUCUUCUGAAGACGGAAGGACCCCGUCUCCUCAAGACCCAAGGUCCUCGUCUCCUCAAGACACAGAGCCGCAACCUGCACAUGACCGGAGCUACCAGCUCCUCAUCCCUCCUCACAUCAGACAAGCCCACCUUCGGCUCGUUAAGCCCCAAGCUGCCCUCUUCUGAGGCUGCAGCUUGGAAGCACGAGACCGGUAAUGCCAUGCGUCACUUCAACACAAGUCGAAGCCUGAAGGCCGUCAACGACACCUCCACCAUCGACUUCAUGUAUGUCCCGGACUUUGACCCGGACGCGAAGACUGCACCUACCAAGAUCAACGUACCCAUCAUCCUGUCGACUGCUACGUCUUCAGCGACACAGGCUGCUGCUGCUGAGGCUGAACAGCCGGUCAUGCAACCGACCAUCUACACUGCCGCCGCCGACAGCUCGCACAUCUCCGCGCCGUCGGCGAUCUCUGAUGUAACAGAGGGUAAUCACAUUGACUUCCAGGGCAUGGCUGCCAAGGUUGCGCGCAACCUGCAGAAGCCUGUCGAGGAGGCCGAGGGUAUGGCAAAGCAGAUCUGGAAGGGGCUCGUCGAAGACAUCUUCGGCCCCAAGCAUGGCGGUGCUCCAAAGGCAUGAGCAGAUGAUGGAAGAUGGGGCUUAGGUAGCAUAGGCUUACGCUUACCCGGCAUUCGGCGUGUACACUGUGCUUUUCGGCAGUGGAGCGAUUAAGGUCCGCAAGAGCUUGAAGUGCUCAAGCUCACGAGACAUGAUUUUAUAUACUUAAUAAUAUAUCCUUACCACACAAUCCGUUUGUCGAUUUCUCGUCUCAUGUGUAUAGUCCCUCGCACAAUGCUUUGAUAUGUACUGCCUAAGAAGAGGAGCGAGCCGUGUGGAAUUCAGGUAAAGAUAGAAGUACAGCGCACAUCAGAUCUAUGUACACGAGAGUGGAGCCCGUUUUGUUA